AUGAGGAAGGCGGAUCGUCUUGGGUACGGCGCGGGUCUGGACAACGCGGAAAGGGGUUUGGUAAACGUGAGAGGCGAGACGAGGAAGGAGAAAGAGCCGUUGCUGUGGAGCCUGAUGAAUGCUGUCUUGUUGCUUUGCGAUUUGCUGCCCGAUUGUGCAAGGCUUGAAGAUCGAACUGCGCUUCCAGAACACUGCCAUACCGUCGCCCUCCGUGAGACCAGUCGCUACCAGCAGAGCACCGAAAUUCUCAUUCGCAAGCUGCACUUCCAGAGAUUCUGCCAUAUCGCCGCUCGCCGUGAGAUCAGUCGCUACCAGAAAAGCACCGAACUUCUCAUCCGCAAGCCUGCCCUUCCAGCAUCUGCCAUCACCGUCGCUCUCCGUGAGAUACGUCGCUAUCAGACGAGCACCGAGCUUCUCAUCCGCAAUCUGCCCUUCCAGCGUCUAGUCCGUGAAGAUGGAGCCUCCCGCCGGCCUCACCGACACCGGAUAUACGCCUAUUGGGGCGUUUAUAGGAACGAGGCCGCCGGCGAAGCAGAGUCGUGGCUGGCGCAAAGUAGAUGGAAGCUGGAGCUGGAUGGCGUUCUUCGUGUCGAGCAGGAUAGGCACAAUCGAGCGAUCCAGCGUAAAGAGUCAAUUAUAGGCCGCUGGCGUGGAUGGGACUGGACUGUUCGCAGCAGCAACGGCGACAUCACGCCGCUGUUCUACUCUUUGGACCUGCUGAAGAACUUAGUAUCGUUAUCUAUUUGCGAGGGGGAUUACCGGAUAGCCCUGGCUGCGUGCGCGGUUCAGAACGAGAGCCGUCGCAAUGAUCGCCAUCGAAGAGCUCCGAAGAAUGUGGAGUUGAUGGCCAUAGAUGUUCAGAAUGCCAUGAAAGCCCUCAAAGAGAGGCAGGCAAGAACAGCAGCAGCAACAACAACAGCACCACCACCACGACGCUCUCGCAGCCGAGAAAUCGAGCUGCCGAGAAGUGCAGCUCCAGAGCCCGAAAUGGGCCAAUCUUCACCAUUCGACACCAAUCCGCUCGCCACGCCGCCGCCUCGCCAUUCGUCGCCUGCUCCUCCUCCCAUGAACUCUUCGCCGCCGCCGCCUCCACCACCACAACUUCUUGUAGUCCGCUCCCCCUCCCCCGUCUCUGAUGGCUUAGGAGGCUUCGAAGCCCAAAGCCCAGCAAUGCCACAAUCGGCAUUCGAAAUGCCAGGGCCAGAGCCAGAGCCAGAGCCUCAAGAGCCUGAGCAUGAUGCAGCACCACCACCACCACCAACAACACCAGCGCCACAAGAGCGUGGCAAGAAGCGAGCCGCCGAAAGUCCCUUGACCAGGGCACCGCAGCCGCAGCAGCAACAGCAAGCCCCCAUCAUGGUGGGCUCUCAAUGGGGCAGCGUCGCCCACAACAUCCAGAUGCAGGACCAAGCCCACCUCGACCAUCUCUGGUCGAUAUACACGAAUGCGCCUUCGGGCAGUGAAGAGGAGGCUCGAGCUCUGGCGAGCUGGCAGGAGAGCAAGACGUUUGCGCUGCGUCUGCAGCACAUGAUGGAAGAGGCGCCGAGAGAUUGGCGCGAGCAGCAGGCUUCUGGGGUGUAUCGUUUUGAUCCGGCGGGUAUGAAUUAA
This is a messenger RNA of Zasmidium cellare ATCC 36951, 1608 nucleotides long. RefSeq lists its product as uncharacterized. The transcript has 4 exons. The record is from RefSeq and is a predicted model, not a curated record. Gene Ontology annotation, molecular function: DNA binding; protein heterodimerization activity; structural constituent of chromatin. Lineage: Eukaryota; Fungi; Ascomycota; Dothideomycetes; Mycosphaerellales; Mycosphaerellaceae. Gene Ontology annotation, cellular component: nucleosome. Bases 1 to 1608 code for a protein of 535 amino acids.